This is a messenger RNA of Huiozyma naganishii CBS 8797, 1602 nucleotides long. RefSeq names its product alpha-mannosyltransferase. Gene Ontology annotation, biological process: protein O-linked glycosylation. Gene Ontology annotation, cellular component: Golgi apparatus. NCBI's taxonomy places the organism in Eukaryota, Fungi, Ascomycota, Saccharomycetes, Saccharomycetales, Saccharomycetaceae. The record is from RefSeq and is a predicted model, not a curated record. The transcript has a single exon. The coding region runs from base 1 to 1602 and encodes 533 amino acids. Gene Ontology annotation, molecular function: alpha-1,3-mannosyltransferase activity.
AUGGCAGGAAACUGGGCUCUUCAGCUAGUGGAAAGGACAAACUACUUACCGAAUGGAUUGCCGAUGACGAGGGGCCCGAUCAGCAGGGAGGAGAAGUGCAAAGUGCUCGUCGAAGCGUUGUACCACGACAACGAUGACUGGUCGCACCAGCAGAAUAUGAACGGGUUCCCCUCAGACCACGCAAACGAGGAAUUUGCAAGCGUCAUGAUGGAGAGACUCAGAAUAUACAACUACUGCUUCAUAGAAGGCGGCAUCGAUGUAGCGGACGUGUGGUCGCCGCAACUGGGCAGCAGCCCACUUGAGUUCCAGCACAGCAUGUUCCCCUUUCUCCGGAUCCCAGGGGAGGGUGAAGACGCGUUGCUUCCGACAGUGGUUGACCUUAGCACCAUGCAUAAGGUGCCCCUGCACCCAGCGCAGCUUGACAUCCACAACCACAAUCGCAACUUUUGGCGAAGUUGGAGCAAUAUGGCCCAGGGGAGGGGGAUCGUCACUACCUUUAGCGCCAAGAAGUUUUCUGACUUCUUCUUCAGACAGCUGAAAGUACUUCAAUAUCACAACAACGAACUGCCGAUUCAAAUCAUAGUUCAGGACAACGAGUUCUCAGACGAUUUCAUAGCAGAAAUAGCCGCUGCAGGGGAAAGAACGAAGCAAUCACUGUACCUUGUGAAGAUCUCAAAACUCCUGGAUCCUGCAAACCAGAAAUACCUCUCCGGGUGGAUUAACAAACUGCUUGCCAACCUGUUCAAUACUUUCGAAGAGUUCAUCCUUUUGGAUGCAGAUGUCGUCCCUUAUGCCGCACCGCAUACAUACUUCAGUACUAAGGAGUAUACAUCCACAGGUUUGUACAUGUUCCAAGAUAGAGCUCUCUUAAGCGAAACGGAAACUAUUUGUACAGACACUUUGAACAGCCUCGAACCGUCAAAGCAAGAAGUUGAACUUCUCGGAUCAUACCUACAGUUUACGCAUACAAUGGACUUACAGGGCAAAACGCAGGAGGAGAGUACGUACACAGCCCUGUUCAAGAAGAAACUGCCACAUAACGUCGAAACGGGACUGGUUACCGCCAACAAGAAGAGCAAGAUGUUCGGGCUGGUUACUAGUCUAAUGUUGAACUUGAACACGAAGCUGCGCGCGUGUUUUUGGGGGGAUAAAGAAUUUUAUUGGCUUGGUCCCUUAUUCGCCGGAGUAUCAUACACAAUAGAACCAACGCCGGCUGCUCUAACUGGGUUCCCCCUCAGAAGAUACGAAAACGACAUCUACCAGAACACUACUCUUUGCGACACACACAUUGCACAUGUCCGUGAUCAUGAGCUAUCUUGGAUUAACGGCGGGCUGAGGACUUUCAAACCUGAAGCGAACAUAAACUACAAAAAUAUCGAAAACCCUCCAGCGAAAAUGUCUGGCUGCUUGAUACCAGAUCCAGCUCACGGACCAUGGGUACGAGAGAAACGUGUAUUUGGUCACAUUCAUUGCGCGGCCGUCGUGGAACCAGACCUCGAUUUGACCCCCUACGGAGAGGUCAUAAGGUUUGAUGAGGAGACACAGCAGAGGACGGACGACAUUUCCAAAAUAUGGAAUUCAAACAUUGAUGAACAUGUAUAA